This is a messenger RNA of Didymella exigua CBS 183.55, 993 nucleotides long. RefSeq lists its product as uncharacterized. Lineage: Eukaryota; Fungi; Ascomycota; Dothideomycetes; Pleosporales; Didymellaceae. The record is from RefSeq and is a predicted model, not a curated record. The annotation marks the transcript as partial. The transcript has 3 exons.
GUAGGUCUUGGUACUGAGGGGCCUGUACAGCGAGGAUGGGGCUUGUGGCUUACUUCAGUGCUCGCAGUUGCGAUUGCUGCGGUCUUUGUAGGCGCGCGAUUAUUACAGAGGCUCGUCAAAAGAAGCGGCUUGGGGACGGAUGACUACAUGAUCAUCGCAGCAUUGAUCUUCUCGGGUCUGCUUUCUUUGACAGAAUGCCAAGCUGUUGUGUAUGGUUAUGGUCGACGUUGGAGGACGCUUGAGGCCGACACGCGCAUGAUCGCCCGGAAGUGGUUCUAUGGUGCCAAUAUCGUGUACAAGGUCGUUCUGAUGUUCAACAAGAUCUCGAUCGCCUCUCUGUACUACAGGAUCUUUGCGGUGUCCAGCAAUUCGUUCCGCGUCGCCUGCCAUGUCAUGAACGCCUGGAUCGUGGCUUCUAGCCUCGCCUUCAUCAUUGCGACCAUUUUCCAGUGUACGCCGAUUUCUGCUUUUUGGGACAGAAGCAUUCCGGGCUUUCGAUGCUUCAAGAAUGAGCUUUGGUGGAUAUCCUAUGCCACUAUACAGAUCUCCACCGACUUCGCUUUGCUUUUACUACCUAUACCGAAGAUUGUAAAACUCUCUAUGGGCCGUGCGGAGAAGCUCGGUAUUUGUUUGAUCUUUGGUACGGGUGCUUUCGUCACAUUCGCAUCCAUCUAUCGCGCAACUACAAUUGCAGCAUCUGCAAGCGAUCCUGAUCCCACCUGGGGACCUAUUCCAGCCACAAUCUGGUCAGUGAUCGAGGCCAACGCGGGGAUUGUUUGUGCUUGCCUGCCUAUGCUCCGAGGUCCUUUCGUCGGACUGUUCGGUCCCUUCUUUGGUCGCUCACGGAAAGCAACAACAAAACCCAAUAGAUCUUACCACCUCACAUGGCGAAGCGACAAGCCGCAUGAAUCUGCUGAUGUCUCUAAUCGUAUACGGGGUGCCGACGAUGCCAUGAUAGACGCUGAACGCGACAGCGAGGAGGGCUUCGUGACU